This is a messenger RNA of Cotesia congregata, 294 nucleotides long. The record is from the annotation of a GenBank genome assembly. NCBI's taxonomy places the organism in Eukaryota, Metazoa, Arthropoda, Insecta, Hymenoptera, Braconidae.
AUGACAAAUAAUAACGAACUUAUAAUCCGACGGCCAGUUUACCAGCAGGAAGAUAUUGAUCGUUAUUAUGAUUAUGCCGAACCAGAUAAAUCUAUAUCACGCUCGGUGAAGAAUAAGUACAAAAACUUUAAAAUAACAUCAUGUCUGAAGAAAUCGCUUCCGAUUCUCGACUGGUUACCAAAUUACCAGUGGAAAAAUGACAUGCUGGGUGACAUCGCCGCGGGAAUUACCGUAGCUGUUAUGCAUAUACCUCAAGGUAAUAAUUGUAACUGCAAUUACACGGAGAAAGCAUAA